This is a messenger RNA of Emiliania huxleyi CCMP1516, 912 nucleotides long. RefSeq lists its product as hypothetical. The record is from RefSeq and is a predicted model, not a curated record. The transcript is spliced from 6 exons. Gene Ontology annotation, cellular component: membrane. Bases 1 to 912 code for a protein of 303 amino acids. NCBI's taxonomy places the organism in Eukaryota, Haptophyta, Isochrysidales, Noelaerhabdaceae. Gene Ontology annotation, molecular function: transmembrane transporter activity. Gene Ontology annotation, biological process: transmembrane transport.
AUGUACGACAGCCUUUACAAGGGCGCCGUCCUCUGGGCACCCGCGGUUCCCGCAGCAACCAUCUUCACCGGGUCCGCACUGGCUCGUGGUCACGGCGUGAGCGAGGAGGAGCACACGGAGAUGCUUCUGCGCGGCGACGGCGCCGGCGGCUCCGACGCCGCCUCUGCCAGCUCGUCUGAAUCCUCCGUUCGGCCCGAUGGCGUGACGUAUCCGGGCGCGUCCGCCGCCGCCGGCGCGUUCCGAACGUACCCGCUCAAUCGGCGAACGCUCCCGCCCGGCAUCCCGUACAUCAUCGUCAACGAGGGCGCGGAGCGGUUCUCCUACUACGGGAUGAAGGCGAUCCUGGUCAUCUUCUUCACGCAUGACUUAGGGAUGAGUGACGCGCUCGCGCGCGAGUACUACCACGCCUUCACCGCCGCGUGCUACUUCUUCCCUCUCUGCGGCGCGCUGCUCGCCGAGACGGUCCUCGGAAAGUACUUUUCGUACGCCUACUGCGGAGGCCACCUCGCCCUCUCCCUCAGCCAGGCACACCACGCGCCGUCGGCCGGGGCGAGCAUCAAGCCGUGCGUCUCCGCGGUGCUCGGCGACCAGUUCUGCGCCGCCAACCAGCCGCUGCUCGCCCCGACCUUCGCCGCCUUCUACCUCGCCAUCAACGCAGGCGCCUCCCUCUGCACGGGCACGCCCCGCGGGGAGCAUUGCUCCACGCGGGGCCGCACGUCGCCUUCGGGGUGCCCGGCUUGCUUAUGGCCGCCUCCACGCUCGCGAUGCGCCGGCUUCGUGCGCGAGGCGUGCGGCGCGACGGGGCGGGCGGCGCUCGCCAAGCUCCUCCCCCUCUUCGCCUUCUUCUCCGCCUUUUGGAGCCUGUACGACCAGACGGGCAGCGCGUGGGUGCUGCAGGCGAGCGGCUUUUGA